Arabidopsis arenosa is the source of this 2990-nucleotide messenger RNA. The record is from the annotation of a GenBank genome assembly. NCBI's taxonomy places the organism in Eukaryota, Viridiplantae, Streptophyta, Magnoliopsida, Brassicales, Brassicaceae.
AUUAUCUUCACCGUUUUUGUGCUAGGAGUGGUGGGAAAUAUGAGUGUUGACCAAAAAAGAUGUUGGGCGACUCUAAAAGAAAACAAUUGUGUUCACGAUGAGUGCCGGUCGAUGUGUUUGAAGAAAAAUCCAAAAGGACAUGAUUUGGAUGAGAUUAUGCAAAGACAGAGUCCACCGAAACAUAGACACGAUGGAACAUCGCCGCUUCGACUGGGAAUGGACUGGAGUCCUCCGCCGCGUAAUUGGAAUGGUAGAGAUACAGUUUGGCCUCAUGAUUUUCGAACUGGAUGGAGUUAUUGUGUCACAGUACCAUCAUGGACACUUCUUGCAAAUUCGAAAAAUUCAGAUCCUGUAGUGGUAAGUGUGCAAUCUCUAGAAGGUGUUACUACAACGCGAGGAAUUCUGAAGAGAUUUAAUGAUUUUCUAAAGCUUUUAGCAGAUCUCAAAAGAGCAUUUCCUAAGCAAAGUUUUCCAUCAGCUCCUCCUAGAGGAAUUCUGCGUGUCAAAAGCAGAGAAAUGUUGGAAGAGAGAAGGUACUCUCUGGAGGACUGGAUGACGAAGCUAUUAUCUAAUAUAGAAUUGGCUAGAAGUGUUGUAGUUGCAUCCUUCCUCGAACUAGAAGCUACUGCUAGGUCUGCAUGCCAAGUUGUAGAUCAGAAUGCUUCUGAUUCCAGUGAUGAUGGAAAUAUCACAAGCUUAUCGUCUCUGGUUCACCCAAAUUUGAGCUUUUUACAUUCUGGUGGCAGUUCUUUGCUCUCAUCUGACUAUAGCAGCGAUACUGCUUAUGAAACAUCUGAGCUUGGAUCAGCAAGUUUAGGUCAGGAUGAUGUUUCUGAAACUGGUACUGGAGAUCUAACUUUGGAUGAAGAUCUGACAAAUCCAACAGAGAAGCUCGUCAAGUUUACCAUGUCCAACAUUGACAAGGGACUGAGUAUGAGCCAAACUAUUAUCGAGCAGCUAGAUGAUUUUCCUAAGCACACAGUCCACUUAGGAUAUGCCAAUGAUAUCACAGAGGCAAAUUUGUACAAUGGAAAAGCUUCUAAAGGUGUAUUUCGAGCAAACGACGACUUACGACGUCUCUCUGAAUCAGAAACAAGUCAAUCAGUGAUGCAUGAUAGAAAGCUUUCUGCUGAGAGCGCUAACGGGUUUCCAUCACUAGCCGGUGAGACAUCAAUCUCUGCAAUCUUGAGCUCCAUUGCAGAUAUCCAGCUGGAUGUACAUCAUUGUAUAUCUGUUGGUAACCUGGAGAUGCCGGGUAGUGGACGAAUAGUUCUCCCGUUGAAAAUGCAUAAUAAAUUAAAUAGGAUUCUAUUAACUAUGAAUGAGAGACUUCUCAAUUCAAAAACAGACAUGGAGGAUCUUAUAGCGAGACUAAAUCAAGAGACAGCGGUGAAGGAAUAUCUGAACAGAAAGGUUGAUGAUCUGGAAGUGGAACUUGAAAUUACUAAACAGAGAAACAAAGAGAAUUUGGAGCAAGCUUUGAUGACUGAGAGGCAGAGUGUUACCCAUAUGCAGUGGGAUAUAGAAGAACUCAGGCAAAAAACUUUUGAGAUGGAACUGAAGUUAAAGUCAAAAGCGGAUGGGAGCUCACAUGCUAAGUCUUCAGGAAACUCAACAAUCGAUGAGAGCCAUGAGCUGUUACAAGAAAUGGAUGCCACAAAACAGCAACUGGAAGAUCUUUCUAGACGGUAUGUUGAACUGGAGUCAAAAUCAAAGGCAGACAUAAAGGUGCUUGUCAGAGAGGUCAAAUCCCUGAGACUUUCACAUAUGGAGCUAGAAAAGGAGCUGUCUCGAUCUCUGACAGAGAAGUCAGACACUGAGAAACUCCUCCAACAGGAAAGGAAAAUAGUCGAGAACAAGCUAGAAGCAAGAAAAAAGUUGGUUAGUGACUGCAAAAUUCUCCAUGACAGGCUUAAAGUCAACAACACAAACUUGUCAAUGGGUGAGCAGUGUAACUUGAGAGAGGACUUAUCUGAAGUAUCAAAUGCCUUGCAAGGUCAGAUUGAGGUCCAACUGCUUUUAGGGUUUGAUGAGACUGCUUCUGAGGAUGAACUGAGGAAGAUAAUGGCAGAUAUAUAUGCGGAGAAUAUCAACAUGAAAAAACAUGUGAGUUCCGCAAUGCGGGUUACAAGCUCUCUAAAAGAUGAAAACGAAAAACAUGAAAGGGUUCUUGUUUCUCUCUAUCUCUCAGUUCUGCUCGUGCUCUGUCUCCAUCCAGUGGUGUUGUUAUUUGUUACCGAAGAAGCAAGAAAUAUGGGUACUGAAGUUUCUACCUCGCCGACAAGCCUCAUUGAUCAGACUGUUGUUCCAGGUGAUGUUGUUCUUGAUUUAUCAAACAUGACUAACCAAACCAUCAAGCUCGGCAGUGGUCUCCGUCAGGAUAAUGAUGUGAUAUCUGCUAUGAGAGCUGGCAAGUUGAGGUACUCUAAGCCAAAUAAGUAUUGGGUGGAAAGUUCCCAUAAAAGGUAUAUACCUCGCCCUGAGGAUCAUGUUCUUGGAAUUGUGGUUGAUUGUAAGGGAGAAGUAAGCACUCUGCUUUAUACUCGGGUUGUGAAGACAAACACAGGAAUGAACCCGGAGCUGUCCUGUGUAGACGAAAGUGGAAAGGCUGCAGUAUUUGGUCCCUUAAAAGAUGGUUUCAUGUUUGAAACUUCAACUGGUUUAUCAAGAAUGUUGUUGAGUUCACCAACUUGCCCGGUCCUUGAAGCUCUUGGGAAGAAACUCUCGUUUGAGACUGCAUUUGGCUUAAAUGGGAGAUGUUGGGUGCAUGCGGCUGCUCCUCGUAUAGUGAUUAUCGUCGCCAAUGCUUUGAUGAAUUCUGAAACUUUAAGUGGGACGCAGCAGAAGAUCAUGGUAGAGAAAUUGCUGGAGAAAAUUUCAGACUAAAAAUCGUUUCGUAUGCUUAACAUUAUCACUACUUUAUAAAAAGGCAGAGACAUGUACACAUUACAGUCAUAUGUUUCUUUUUAACAUAAAAAUGACAUGAUUUA